AUGCUGAACAAUUCAUUAGAUUAAGCGCUGACUCCUAAACUUAUGAAUUUUAAAUCUUAAAUUGAAAAAGAAAACAAUGGUCAAUCUGCCAUGAGCACACUUGAUUUGCCAUUUAUUAAUCAGCCAAAGCUAAGACUCAAUGUGAAGCAUACUAAUUCUGACAAGCAAUCAAUCCCCUUUGAAGACUACUAUAAAUUUGGAUAGUACUAAUCUUAGAGAGCAUAAACCGAGGAUUUAAGAAUUGUAAAGAGCAGCAUUGGCACAGGAGGUGCUUACUAAUCAACAAACGCCACUGAUGAUAUAAGUAUUUAACAGUAAAACAUUGACAAAAUGAUCUCUCAUAUCAAGAGCAAGAGUUCUUCUCAUAAUGUACCUAAGCAGGGCGAAAUGAGUUUUGAUUAAUUAAAGAGAGAAGCCAAGAAUCUUUAUUCUGCACUUUUUACAAAAGAUAGAACAACGAUAGAUUAGUAAAAAGUAAAAAAGAUCAAGCCUAAUAGUUCUAUUUAUGAUACCAAAAAGGGUUUCAAAAUAAAAUAAAAGAAUUCAGAAUCAGAUCAUGCUUCAACUGUAAAUAUAAAUGAAACGGAUGAAAGGGAUAGAUAUUAUGAGAAAAGUGUGAGAAAACAUGUUUAUAAUCCCCCUGAAGAGUCUAUUAAUGAAGGAGGGUCAUCAUUCAUAGACCAAAUUAGAAAAAAAUUUAACGAGUAAAAGUACAUGAAGAGGGAAGAUGUGCUCAAAUUACUAAGAGAUCUGUAACAAUAGGAAUCAGAAAAAUUAAAGUAAAAAGUGUUCGACUAGUCCGAUGUUUUUAAAGGCUUCUCCCUAGCUUAAGAUAGCAGGCUGUUUAAUUCAACUCAGCCAACGUUUGUAAACAGUACUAAUAAUGCAACAACAUUCAAAAAGGAUAAGUCAUUAAUAAUAAAGAAGAAUAAUCAAGGAACUUCGUAAUUAGUGCAGGAUGAUCUUUCGCAUAUGUUCUCAAUAAGCAAGAUGGGCAAGUACGAUACCUCGAUAAGUAGUAUGCUUUAAUCCUCUAAGCAUGUCUAACUAGAUCAGCCAGUGCUGAGCAACAAUCACGCAUCUUCUCGAAAUGGACUUCUUCAUGAUUCAAGAACCAACAAAAGUCAAUACUCUCCAAUCAAAAUUGUCUCACAAAUUGGGCGAUCAUCUUUUGAUGACAAUGAAUAAAAGCUAUUAAAGAAGUAUUCAAAGGACAGACUAAUUAAUGAUGAUAUUACCAAGGAGCCAUUUAAUGAAAAUAAUGAAUUCACUGAUAUGAUGAAGAUAGGAUUUAGAUCAUUGAAGAAGUUUGAGAACAAAACAAAACUGAGAAAAGGUGCUCCCUCUAAAAGAUCGAAGUCAUAGCUCUAAAGUUUCCCUAAAGCCUUUAAUGGAAAUAUUAUCUUGACAGCUGUACUCAGUUCAACAUUUUAGACAUAGGAUUAGUUGAAUUUCCAAGAUAUUGUUAGAGGUGGAAAAUUCUAGUCUGAUGGGACUUUUAGCAGAGUUUAGCAGGAGCUUUAUGAUAUAUAUCUAAAAGAAAGACUUGCGAAGUAGAAUAGUGGCAUCUAAACAGCGCAGUCUCAUCAUAAUUCUAGUCAGCAUAGAGGCUCAUCAAUAUAGCCUGAAAAUAAAAAAAUAAGUUUAAGCUCAACAUCAUCAAAACCAAUAACAGCUACAUAGAUUAUAAGACCUAAUAAAAAGUAUAAUAGUCUGCUUUAGAAAAUAUAAUAUGAGGAAUUCAAUUAAGAAAAUAGGAAACAAGUAUAGUUUCUUGAUGGAUGUGUUUAAAACAAUCAUAUGAAUAUGCCCUAAACUAAAAUCAAUAUCCUGCUGUAGCCUGUCACUCAUCUUGAAACAUCUGUAAUCAAUAAAGUUAUUGCAAAAUCUAAUCAAUUUGUCCUUGCAAUAUUUAAGCAGAAAAUAAAACUUCCAGAUGUACAGCUCUCUAAUCUCUUCAGAUACUUCAAUAUUUAAAUACCAAAGGUAAAUGGAUAAAUAGAUCCCUCAUAGUUUAAGUAAAGGGAAUUCUUGAAUUAAGCAAAUGAAAAGUUACUUUAAAAAUUCUACAAAGUAAUGAAUAUAGAAAAUAAUAACAUUGAGCCAUUAAUUGGUAAGAGCAAUAUGCCUUUUUACGUAGGGAAAGGAAACAACUUCUAUCUUGUAAGAUAAUUGAUAAAAAGAAGAGUUUGGUGGACUAGAGCAUAAAAGGAAGAUUAUAGCUAGUACUAAGGAAAUGAUGAAUAAAACUAUCAGGGAUGUCAUUUCAUUUGGACCUAAUGGAAGAAACCCAAGCAUAUUGAAUAUCUUAAAUAGCAUGGAGAAGAAGGCAUAAGAUUAUAUAAUAGAUUAGAUGACAAUUAUCAUCUAAGUAACAAGAAAGCGCUUUUUAGAAAUAUAGUCAAUUAUUACUAAUCUUAAGGUUUAGAUGCUUUUCAACUUGCCAUACCUCUUACUUUUCACAUUAGAAGUCUAAAUACCAGUGAAGAUAAGGAUUACAGUAGAUUUUUAGAUGAGUAUUAAAGACAAAAAUCAAAUAAUCAGCUAAAUAUUUGGAUCAUUAAGCCAGGUGAAAAUACUAAUAGAGGUUGCGGUAUUUAAGUCUCAGAUUCAUUGUCAGAAAUACAAUCAAUGAUGAGUGAAUUAAAAUCAAGAUCCUAGAGAACUUUUAUAGUUUAAAAGUAUAUUGAAAAGCCUUUGCUAAUUAAUGGGAGGAAAUUUGAUAUCAGAUGCUACGGUGUUAUGACAUCUAUAAAUGGUGUGUAGAAGGGAUAUUUUUACAGAGACUGCUAUUUCAGAACUAGUUCUAAAGAGUAUUCAAUACAAAACUUAUCAAACAGACUCAUUCACUUAACUAAUGAUGCUGUUUAAAAAUACUCAGAAGACUAUGGCAAGUAUGAAAAUGGCAAUAAAUUAUCUAUAAAUGAUUUUUAAAGAUACCUAGAUAUCAACUAUCCAUAGUUAAGUAUAAAUUUCAUGAGAGAUAUUUUCAGUCAAAUUGAGAGACUUAUAACUGAUACAUACCGAGCAGUAUACAAUAAAAUUGAUCCAGAAAGAGUCAAAAAUUGUUUUGAGCUAUUUGGAUAUGACUUUAUGAUAGAUGAAAACUUUAGAGUUUACCUAAUAGAAGCAAACACAAAUCCUUGUCUAGAAAUAUCCUGUCCAUUACUGGCACGAAUAAUUCCUGAAGUUGUUGACAAUACUCUUAGAAUUGCUUUAGACCCAUUAUUUUAGCCAGGUCAAUUUGAUUAAGAGUAUCAAAAUCUGAGAGAAUCAAAUGUUAAGGACAACAAGCCAAAUAAAAAAAGGAGUAGGAGAAUGGAUUUAAUGCCUUAAAUUAAGUUUAACCUAGUCUUUGAUGAAAGAGUUGAUGGUAAAAAUCUUGCAAAUACAUAAAAUACAAGAUCACCAUUCAGCAAGAAUUAGGAUGAAAAAGGGGAAUUUGAUAUUGCUAAGUUCGAGGAUGAUGCAAUCCAAGAAGAAAUGAGUAAUGAGGAAGAAGACUAUGAUGACGACGAAGACUCAGAAUAUCUUGAUGAUUUAUAGAACGAAUAUAUGUGA
Molecule: messenger RNA, 3561 nt
Organism: Stylonychia lemnae
Lineage: Eukaryota; Ciliophora; Spirotrichea; Sporadotrichida; Oxytrichidae
Source: the annotation of a GenBank genome assembly